Trichoderma asperellum CBS 433.97 is the source of this 1719-nucleotide messenger RNA. RefSeq lists its product as uncharacterized. Gene Ontology annotation, cellular component: RNA polymerase II, core complex. NCBI's taxonomy places the organism in Eukaryota, Fungi, Ascomycota, Sordariomycetes, Hypocreales, Hypocreaceae. The record is from RefSeq and is a predicted model, not a curated record. Gene Ontology annotation, biological process: DNA-templated transcription. Gene Ontology annotation, molecular function: protein dimerization activity; DNA binding.
CUUUGCUGGCUCAUCUUUGCUUCACUUUCUCUCACGCACGUUCUAUCAGAGUCCCGGUCUUUCUUCUAAAGCGCUGCAACACGCCCGGUUCCAUAUUCUUAUUCAUUGUUGCAUGUGUUGAGAAUCCGAGACAAGGACCGAAUUCUUCAGCACCUCUCGCGCGCGCCGGAGUCCGGCCAGCUUUUCUUCUCCUCUUCUUCUCCAAGAUGGAUGCCUUGCACUAUGAUCCGAUGGCUAUGGAUGGGGAGCCGGAACAGCCCCAGGUCAAGAUCUCAGCGGCCGAUAGCACGCGCGUAGAUUUCGAGCUCUCAAGAACGAACCUGCCAUUCGCCAACGCCCUGCGGCGAAUCAUCCAGGCCGAAGUACCGACAAUCGCUAUCGACCUGGUAGAAAUCGAGGUCAACAGCUCUGUCCUGGCCGACGAGUUCAUCGCGCACCGACUGGGCCUUAUUCCCCUCGACUCCAAGGGCGUCAACGAACUCAACUACUCCCGUGACUGCGACUGCGAACAGUACUGCGAGCACUGCUCCGUCAGCCUUACGCUUCACGCAAAGUGUACCAGCGACGAGAUUAUGAAGGUCUACGCCCGAGAUUUGGUGGUGGAUGGACGACAUGCGGGUUCUGUUGGAAAUCCCAUCAUCACCGACCCGGAGGGCCUGGGGUGCUUGAUUGCUAAGCUGCGGAAAGGCCAAGAGCUGAAGAUUACGUGCAUUGCGAAAAAGGGAAUUGCAAAGGAACAUGCAAAGUGGAUGCCUACGUCGGCCGUUGGCUUCGAGUACGACCCUCACAACAAACUACACCAUCUUGACAUGUGGUUUGAAAACAACACCGAUCCAGAGAAGGAAUGGCCAAAGAGUAAAUAUGCUCAGUGGGAGGAACCCCUUCAAGAGGGCGAGCCCUUCAACUACGAUGCUGUGCCGAAUCGAUUCUACUUCGAAGUCGAAGCGUCAGGAACCAUGGAGCCGGAUUUGAUCAUCCAAGGAGGUAUCCGAGUUUUGCAGCAGAAGAUUGGAGGGCUAUUAAAGGGUCUGGACCCAAGAAAGUACGGCGGCGACGAUGCCGACAUGGACGGCCCUCGGAGCCCGGAUAUGAACAUGGACGGCGGCACUACACCUUGGCAAGAUGGCGGAUACACAACUCCUUACGGAAACAACACGGCGUACGGAGGGGGUAAUACGGCAUACGGAGGUGGUACUUCAUACGGUGGCAGCGCAACCGCCUAUGGAAGCGGCACGGCAUACGGCGGCAGCUCGACCUCAUAUGGCGGCUCGGCGGCCGGGUCGGGUAGCGGCGGAUACGGCUCAGGACCUUAUAGCCAGGGCAGCUCUUGGCAGUAAAUGGAUAGGGGAGGCGUUUGAUGGGAUGACUGGGAUAUUUUUGCUUUCUCUUCUCUUUUUUUUUUGUCAACUCUCGCAUAAAGCAAGGAUGAGGUUUUUUUUUUUUUUUGUUCACGCUUCUGGAUUGUACAAUAUUUGGGAUCGACAGCGUUAAUAGUUAGAGAGGUGAGUGCAAAUCUUCUUCUCAAAAAGUUAAAGGGGAAAAAACACAAGCAGACAUUCCGGGAAAAAAAAAUAACAUUAUACAAUUUGCAAAUCAUAUUUUAAAUCAUCUGUUUGUCUGCCUGACUUGUCGGUCUGACUUGUUUGUUCAUGCUACCAAUCUAUCGUUGUAUCUAUAUGCGGAGAUUAUGCUAGAAAUACUACUACAUGAGAGAGCACC